UAUUUUUUAAAAACUUUCUCUUGCGGCUGGCUAGAAUCGAACGCAGGACCACCCAAACUAUGAUGACUCACUCGCUGACAUGGCAAGGUACCGUUAUUCUGAGUCAGCCCUACCACCGACUCACAUGCCAACUGAUAUUUCGCGGAGACACCUUUUUGGUGGAAAUAUCUAUGCGAAGUGUGUGGCUCAGAGAGAUGAUCAAUCCAUAGCUCAAAACAUCGGUUGAGAGAUCAAAUUACUUGUGAUUGAUCGCAAUGUAUGCCACUGGCACUGGUCUUGGGCUUUGAUUUGGAAGGUGGUCGCAAUGUAUGCCAUUGGCACUGGUUAUGGCAUUAGCAGCUCCUUCUUCCCAGCUCCACCCAGGAGAAGAUCAUCAAGGAUCACAGCCACCGCCACCAAAUCGAGAGAGACCUCUCGCAAGAACAACAACGCCCUCGGAUUCUCCAUCCCCAAUCCAAUCGACGAGGCGCGGGCGGCGGCAGUAGCCCUGUGCGACACUGUGGAGAAUCUCAUCGCCACGUACAUCGAUCCCCGGGAGUUCCCUCCCUCGCAAGACCCCAAGAUCCAGCUCGCGGACAACUUCGCCCCGGUCGGAGAAUCCCCGCCGACGCCAUGCCGCCGAGUCACUGGCUCGAUCCCUCGCUGCCUCCGCGGCGGUGCUUACAUCCGCAAUGGCUCCAAUCCACUCCAUCCCCCUCCCGCCGGCUACCACUACUUCGAUGGCCACGGGAUGCUCCACGCGAUCAAGUUCCCGGGCGAUGAUGAUCGCGAAGAACAUCACGCUCCAAUCUACUGCGCGCGAUUCACCCAGACCAAUCGAUUCCUCCAGGAGCAAACUGCGGGCAAGAUUCUCUUCCCCUACACACUGGGCACCAUGAGCAGCUAUCCCGGGCUCGCGCGACUGGGGCUAUUCGCGAUGCGCGCGGCUCUGGGCCUGAUCGAUAUCUUGGGCGGGAUGGGAACUUCCAACGCUGGGAUGGCCUACUUCGAUCGCCGAAUUCUUGCCAUGUCCGAGGAUGAUAUGCCAUAUGCCGUGAAUAUCACCCCAGCAGGGGAUUUGAUCACCAUGGGUCGCUACAACUUCAACAAGCGAUUGCUACUGCCAAUGUGCGCUCAUCCAAAGAUCGAUCCAACCUCUGGCGAGCUCUUCGCGUUUAGCUUCAAUCCAGUGAUCAAUCCCCACCUCCGCUACUUCUGGGCGAGCCGGGAAGGGAGGAAAAGCCCCGAUUUCGACGUGUGGUUGCGCGAGCCGUGCCUGUUUCACGAUUUUGCGAUCACGGAGAACUACGCAAUCUUCCCAGAGAAUCAGGUCGUGAUGAAGAUCCAGGAUGUAGUGCUCCAGAACAAGAUGCCCAUCCGUGGAGAUACCGCCAAGGUUCCCAGAUUCGGGGUGAUCCCUCGCAUCCCGACCGUUGGAUAUUCCGGCGUUCGCUGGAUCGACGUUCCGGAUUGGACGUCAUUCCACUACAUCAACGCGUGGGAGGAAGGGACGGACAAGAUCGUCGUGCUCAGCUCGUCUAUUUCGCCGGUGGAAUGUCUGUUCGAUGACGUAGCCGGAUUGUCCAGCAGAUUGCACGAGAUCCACCUGGACCUUCGAUCUGGACGGUCGUGGAAGCAACACGUGUGCUCGGCCGGACUAGAUUUUGGACAGAUCAACCAGAAAUUCCUGGGGCGAAAGAAUCGGUACGUCUACAUGUGCUACUAUGGGCCAUGGCCCAAAUUCUCCGGCCUGGCCAAGGUCGAUCUAGACGCUCCACGACUGCCCAGAGUGGUAAUCGACGGUGCAAGUGACCCGGACCUCAAGGAGCCGUGCAUUGUGGCGUCGAGGAGAUUCGAACGUGGUAAGUUUUGUGGCGAGCCUUUCUUUGUGGCGAACGGCGAGGAAGAAGACGAUGGAUACGUCUUAAGCUACGUCCAUGAUGAGAAGAGUGGUGUCUCGGAGCUUUUGAUCAUGGAUGCUAAAUCGCCCACGCUUGAGACAGUGGCUUCUAUAGAGUUGCCUGCUAGAGUGCCAUAUGGAUUCCAUGGAAUCUUUGUAAAUGCCUAUCAAAUAGCAAACCAAAACCAUGUCACCUUGUAGGAGAAAUUCAUGUAAUUACUUUGUGACAAGGACUUAAAAGAGAUAUUUUGCCAGCCA
Molecule: messenger RNA, 2137 nt
Organism: Selaginella moellendorffii
Lineage: Eukaryota; Viridiplantae; Streptophyta; Lycopodiopsida; Selaginellales; Selaginellaceae
Product: 9-cis-epoxycarotenoid dioxygenase NCED4, chloroplastic
Exons: 1
Coding region: 305-2080 (591 amino acids)
Biological process (GO): carotene catabolic process
Cellular component (GO): chloroplast stroma
Molecular function (GO): carotenoid dioxygenase activity
Source: RefSeq, a predicted model, not a curated record